AUUUUUGUCUUACAGAUCAAACAAUCAACUUUUCUCAGUCAGAUGAAGGGCAUGCUGUGCCCACACCUGCCCUAGGUCCUCAAGGUGUAUGGAUUAAUCCUGUAUGGGAAGUUCCACCGCGUAAUAAGAAGAUGCCUCCUUUGGAGGCUUUCCGAUUGACUAAAGAAUUGGUUCAACAACGGGUGAAAGAUAAUAUUGUAAUUGUGACCUUUGGUAACUAUGCAUUCAAGGAUUUUAUUCUGACCUGGGUUAAACAUUUGACAGAUCUUGGACUUUCUAAUUUUCUUGUUGGUGCAAUGGACACCAAAUUGUUGCAGGCAUUAUAUUGGAAAGGGGUACCUGUUUUUGACAUGGGCAGCCGUAUGAGCACAGAAGAUGUUGGUUGGGGCUCUCCGACGUUUCACAAAAUGGGGAGAGAAAAAGUUUUUCUGAUAAACUCAAUGCUGCCUUUUGGUUUUGAACUGCUGAUGUGUGACACUGACAUGGUUUGGCUGAAGAACCCACUUCCAUAUAUUGCUCGUUAUCCAGAUGCAGAUGUUCUAACUUCAAGCGAUCAAGUCAUACCAACAGUUAUUGAUGAUAGUCUGGAAAUUUGGCAAGAAGUUAAUGCUGCCUACAACAUAGGAAUAUUUCAUUGGAGGCCUACUGAUUCUGCAAAAAAAUUGGCGAAGGAAUGGAAAGAAAUGCUUCUAGCUGAUGACAACAUAUGGGAUCAGAAUGGUUUUAAUGACAUUGUACACAGACAGUUAGGACCGUCUGUUGAUGAGGCCAGUGGACUAUUUUAUGCUUUUGAUGGAAAUCUGAAGCUGGGAAUUUUUCCUGCUAGUAUUUUUUGUAGUGGGCAUACAUAUUUUGUGCAGGCUAUGCAUCAGCAACUCAGAUUAGAGCCAUAUGCCGUGCACACAACAUUUCAAUAUGGAGGCACUGAAGGAAAGCGCCACCGGCUUCGAGAAGCAAAGCUUUUCUAUGACCCACCAGAGUACUAUAAUCCACCUGGGGGUUUCUUGUUGUUUAAGCCAUCUAUUCCUAGGAGCUUAUUACUAAGUGGGAAGCAUGCCAUUGAUUCACAUUUUUCUCUGGUUAAUUAUCAAAUGAAACAGAUAAGGACGGCACUUGCUAUUGCUUCUCUUCUGAGAAGAACUCUGGUCAUGCCUCCGCUAUGGUGCAGGUUAGAUAGGCUAUGGUUUCCACAUCCUGGUGUUCUGGAGGGAACUAUGACUAGGCAACCCUUUCUUUGCCCUUUGGAUCAUGUAUUUGAGGUGAAUGCCAUGUUGAGAGAACUCCCAGAGGAAGAGUUUGGCCCAGGAAUAAAUAUCAGAGAGUACUCAAUACUAGAUAAUCCCUCUCUGCCCGAAGAGGUAAAGAAGUCAUGGCUUGAUGUCCAUCUCUGUCAAGAAGAAACACAUGAUUGUAAUGCAUCAAAUGAUUCUGCUGUUGAGGGGGUACUCAGAAUUCCAAGGCAUAGCGAUGAGGAAACGUUCAUCAAGGUAUUCUCGUCAUUCAAGGCUGUCAAAGUCAUCCAGUUCUCCUCAAUGCAAAAUGCUUUCACUGGUUUUGCCGACAAGGAAAGGGAAGAUAGAUUCAGAAGACGUGUAAAGCGAUAUGUGGGCAUAUGGUGCUGUGUGCGUGAUCACAUUCCUGGUCACAUAUAUUAUGAUAUGUACUGGGAUGAGAAACCUGAAUGGAAACCAAUCCCGCCUCCAACUUCUGAGGAUGAUCAUCCACCUUGGUGAGUUCUGACAUGUUGGUCGAUAUUUUUUUAAAACAUCCCAAUGGAUGGAUACCGCGAGCGAUAUAUGAAGAUGGCUUAGUUUAUUUCUUUUUUGAUUUUCUUACUUAACUGGCUGUCAAGAUAGUGCUUAAAUAAGUGAAAGAUAUGGA
Messenger RNA from Neltuma alba, 1881 nucleotides. RefSeq names its product arabinosyltransferase XEG113-like. Gene Ontology annotation, cellular component: Golgi apparatus. Lineage: Eukaryota; Viridiplantae; Streptophyta; Magnoliopsida; Fabales; Fabaceae. The record is from RefSeq and is a predicted model, not a curated record. The annotation marks the transcript as partial. The transcript is spliced from 12 exons. Gene Ontology annotation, biological process: cell wall pectin biosynthetic process. Gene Ontology annotation, molecular function: arabinosyltransferase activity.